Insectozyma verbasci is the source of this 732-nucleotide messenger RNA. Lineage: Eukaryota; Fungi; Ascomycota; Pichiomycetes; Serinales; Debaryomycetaceae. The record is from the annotation of a GenBank genome assembly.
AUGGAUUAUUCAAAUAGAUUUAAUAGUAAGAAAGGUGCUGGUCAGAUUGCAUCUACAGAGGAUCAAAAUAUCCAUACAAAGAAUAGAGUAAGUGAAUUACUCCAGUCUCAUAUUUUAGAUAUUGAAAAUGAUCCAUAUGUAUUUAAAAAUCAUUUAGGUUUAUUGGAAUGUAAAUUAUGCUUAACUACUCAUAUUAAUGAAAUAUCAUAUAUUUCACAUUUAAGUGGAAGAAAACAUGCAUUGAAUUUAGAAAGGAGGAGAAUAUUAGAUGAGAAAUAUAAUAAGAAUAUCCUUCCAAAUUCUACUACUAUUUCAAAUAUUGAAAAACGAAGUUGGAAUAAGAUUGGAAAACCACAAUAUAAAAUAACAAAGAUUAGAGAUCCAGAUACUUUACAAAUUGGAAUACUUAUAGUUGUAAAGUUUCCGAAAAUUACUGUAUCUGAACCAUUUUUCAGAUUAAUGUCAUAUUAUGAGUUGACAUCAAAGAAUCAAAAUUAUUCAAAAAGAUUUAUAAAGAAAUUUAAAGAAGGAGACGAUGAAGAAGAGCAAGAACCUAAUGAUAAUCAAUAUUUAAUUAUAUCUGGUGAACCAUAUGAGAAUAUUGCAAUUAUAAUUCCGAAUGAUAAAGAAAUUGAGAAACCAAAUGAUGAGUUCAAAUUUAAUAACAAUUAUUGGUGGUAUUGGGAUAAUGAUAUAAAAGAGUUUUAUGUCCAAAUAUUAUAUAAAAACUGA